This is a messenger RNA of Peromyscus leucopus (white-footed mouse), 1224 nucleotides long. RefSeq names its product motilin receptor (gene Mlnr). Gene Ontology annotation, biological process: G protein-coupled receptor signaling pathway. Gene Ontology annotation, molecular function: G protein-coupled peptide receptor activity. The record is from RefSeq and is a predicted model, not a curated record. NCBI's taxonomy places the organism in Eukaryota, Metazoa, Chordata, Mammalia, Rodentia, Cricetidae. Gene Ontology annotation, cellular component: plasma membrane.
AUGAAGUCAGCAGUCCAAGAGGCCAAGGUCAUCGGGGAGGCAGCCCACAGCCAUGCCCUGGAAUGUCAGCCACCGUCCCAGGGCGCGGGGGAACCGCUGUGGGGCGCGCUGCAGCCCUGUGAUGAGCGCCGCUGCUGCUUGGCAUUCCCCCUGGGAGCGCUGAUGCCAGUGACCUCGGUGUGCCUCAGCCUGUUCGCCCUGGGUAUGAGCGGCAACUUGGUGACCUUGAUGCUGAUCGGCUACCGCGACGUGCGGACCACCACCAACCUGUACCUGGGCGGCAUGGCGGUGUCCGAUCUGCUCAUCCUGCUUGGGCUCCCUUUCAACCUGUACCAUCUGUGGCGCUCGAGGCCCUAGGUGUUCGGGACACUUCUCUGGCGCCUGUCUCUCUACUUGGGCGAGGGCUGCACCUAUGCCACGCUGCUGCACGCGACAGCACUCAGUGUUGAGUGCUACCUGGCAAUCUGCCGCCCGCUGCGAGCGCGGGUCGUCCUUGUCACCCAGAGCCUCAUCGCCGCGCUUUGGGUAGUGGCAUUGCUCUUAGCAGGGCCCUUCUUCUUUCUGGUGGGCGUCCAACAGGAUGUCCUCCCCGGCCUCUCUGCAGGUCAACCCCUCGAUCCGGGUCCCGCCGCCUUCGGGUCCUCGUGGACACCAGUGCUGUCCCUGCCAUCUUUCGGAACCGAGGCUGUGGAGGCUGCAGCGCUGUUAUGUGAGUGCGAUCCAAGCACCGCGCAGCUCGAGGAGCUGAGCAUCAGGUUGUGGGUCACCACUGCCAACUUCUUCCUGCCCUUCCUAUGCCUCAGCAUCCUCUAUGGGCUCAUCGGAUUCGAGCUGUGGAAAAGCCGGUCCCCCGGGGAGAUAGCUUGUUGGUCUUUCCAUACUGACAGAAUCAUUUACAUGAACACUGAAGAUUCCCCGAUGAUGAGCUUCUCUCAGUACGUUAGUUACUUGUCCGUGUUCAACAACCCCAUCCUCUCUAAUCUCAUUUCCAAGAAGCACAGAACAGCUAUCUGGAAACUGCUUCUGACAAGACAGCUCAGGCUGGGGAGUGGGCGUGGGGAAAUAUCUGUAGAAGUGGAGAUAAGGGGUGGCAGUGCAGACCAUGGACAUCCACCUGGCCUCCAGCGGCAGCAUGGGCCAGACAUUGGCAUGGCCUCCGGUGGCAUGGAUAUCAGCACGUCCUCUGACUAUAGCAUGGAUCAAGGAUACCAAGACAGCCUUUGA